CCUCAAAUUAAAAAAACCCAGUUAGCAAAACUACACAACCCCUCUCUCUCUCUCUCUCUCUCUCUCUCUCUCUCUCUCUCCACAUGAAUUUUGAUGUAAAGAAGCUGUUCAUUGCUGCUCCAAUGUUCUUGUUGGAUUUUCCCUUUCAAUCUCUCCAAUAGAAUAGUACUUAUCAUUUCUUAGCAUACCUUCAUCUCUGCAGAAACAUGCCACCAUCUCCCACCCGAAAGCCCAGGUACAAGCGACGGCGACGGCGAUCGCAACUGUCCGAAUACUCGAAAAACCCGAAAGGGGAAUCAGUGGAGCACUUGCCAACCACAAGCCCUGCUGAUCAUAGUUCAGUCAGCAUCAAUGACAUCAAAAAUGACAACGACGACGGCGACAGUAACGAUGAUCAUACUACUGAGGUUGAUAGGUUAAUUAGUUCCGAUGCUGGCUUUUGUACCCCCAAGGCCAAGAGGUUCCGAAUCCCGGAAGGGUUGUCGUGCCCUCCCGCUCCGAAGAAGCGGCCCCCCUCCUCCAAGAAGAGAUCCCCCAUUGCCUUCUUCGCUUCGCCAGAUAUCGAGCUCUUCUUCUUCGUAGCAUUUCAUGAUAUUACAGCUUGAAUAAAGCUGGGCUGGCUGACUAGCGAGCUAGCUACACAUAUGUUUUACUUGUAAUUGUGUUUGAUUAAUUACGACUUCUGAGUGUGUUGGUUGCAGCAUAUGAUCAUCGUCGUCAGCUUUUCUCUGGAUUACAUUUUUUGCUUUGUGGGUUUUCUCUCUUUUUCUACCUUCCAUGUGAGUGUGUUUCUUUUGGUCAAACACAUACAAAAAUGAAAAAAGAAAGCUACUUUUGAAUGGGAUCUGUAUUAUUGAA
Molecule: messenger RNA, 858 nt
Organism: Malania oleifera
Lineage: Eukaryota; Viridiplantae; Streptophyta; Magnoliopsida; Santalales; Ximeniaceae
Product: cyclin-dependent protein kinase inhibitor SMR9-like
Exons: 1
Coding region: 207-605 (132 amino acids)
Biological process (GO): regulation of DNA endoreduplication
Source: RefSeq, a predicted model, not a curated record